Messenger RNA from Dracunculus medinensis (Guinea worm), 288 nucleotides. The record is from the annotation of a GenBank genome assembly. NCBI's taxonomy places the organism in Eukaryota, Metazoa, Nematoda, Chromadorea, Rhabditida, Dracunculidae.
AUGGACAAUUCUACCACAGUCGAUACCUUCACUAAUGGCACAAUUACUUCAGAACCAACAACAGUCGAAAUAUCCCCUCAAGACGGUUUAUCUGCUGGAGCAAUAAUUGGCAUCAUAAUCGCAAUUUUGCUUUGUAUAGCAUUGUUGAUUAUUGGUGGAUAUUUCAUUUUUCGUAAAAUUCGUGAAAGAAGAAGGAAUCAUGGCGAAUAUAAACCACAGUUCGAAGAAUAUCAUCAUGCCAAAGAUUUACCGUUUAUUCAACCACCUUCAAUUGAAGGCCUUAUUUGA